AUGGUCAACGAGUCACUUCCUCAAGCCCAGAGCAAAGCAGACUAUGAUCCCAUCACCCUGUCCCUCUUCUCCAAUCGGUUCAUGUGUAUUGCCGAGGCGAUGGGUCGAUCACUCAAGCAGACGGCCAUCAGUACCAACAUCAAGGAGCGACUAGACUUCUCGUGUGCUGUGUUCUCUCCUACAGGUGAUCUCGUCGCCAAUGCGCCUUUCGUGCCUGUACAUCUCGGAUCCAUGAGUUGGUCAGUCAAAUAUCAAUUGAAAUUGCAUGGGAAAGAUCUCAAAGACGGGGAUGUACUUUUGACCAACUCACCAAUGGCCGGUGGAAGUCACCUUCCCGACUUGACCGUGAUCACUCCCUGUUUCGACGAGAAUGACCCUACUAAGAUUAUCUUCUUCACAGCGUCCCGAGGUCACCACAGUGACAUCGGUGGUAUCCUGCCCGGGUCCAUGCCCCCAACUUCCACUCAGCUCUACGAAGAAGGAGCCAACAUCCAUUCACUCAAGAUAGUCUCAAAUGGCUAUUACGAUCACGAUGCUCUACAAAAAGUUAUGGUGGAGGAUCCUGCUCAGUAUCCUGGCUGCUCAGGUUCCAGGUCUUUCAGAGACGUUGAGAGUGAUGUCAAGGCUCAGAUUGCUGCGAAUAACAAGGGCACCAAUCUUCUGAAAGCGUUAGUGCAAGAGUACGAUCUCCAGACGGUACAUAGCUACAUGAAUCAUAUCAAGAACAAUGCCGAACAAUCAGUACGAAAGAUGCUGCGAAAGGCUGCAGAGAAUGCUGGGACCAAUGUGCUACAUGCCGUCGACUAUCUAGAUGAUGGAUCGCCUAUCGCCUUGACCAUAACCAUUGAUCCCAAAUCAGGCUCAGCAGUGUUUGACUUUGAAGGUACCGGUCCUGAACUUCGUGGAAAUCUCAACGCACCUAUCUGUGUUGUGCAUGCCGCCGUGAUCUACUGCAUGCGAUCCAUGAUAGGCGAAGAUAUCCCACUCAACGCGGGGUGUUUGGUACCCAUUGAGAUACGGAUACCCGAAGGAUGCUUACUAUCUCCUUCACCCGAAAGUGCUGUCUGUGGUGGCAACGUGAUGACAUCGCAGAGAAUCACAGAUACGGUUUUGCUCGCAUUCAAGGCCUGUGCUGCUAGUCAAGGAUGUUGUAACAAUCUGUCAUUCGGUGCAGGUGGGAAGAAUCAAGAGACUGGGGAAGUAGUCGACGGUUGGGGUUAUUACGAGACCAUCGCCGGUGGUAGUGGAGCUGGAGACGGAUGGAACGGAACAUCCGGCGUGCACUGUCAUAUGACCAACACGCGUAUCACCGAUCCUGAGAUCCUGGAACGUCGUUAUCCCGUCAUCCUCCAUGAAUUCGGAUUCAGACCAUCCUCCGGAGGUGUUGGUAAAUACCGCGGUGGAGAAGGAUGUAUACGUUCACUCCAAUUCCUACAGCCCUUAUCUGUAUCUAUUCUAUCCGAACGACGAUCUCGGGCGCCCUAUGGUCUUGCCGGGGGUGGACCAGGAGCUACAGGGUUGAAUCUUUGGGUAAAACAGCCGAAAGACAAGGAUGGUAAGGUUAGGACCAUCAAUGUGGGAGGUAAAGGUACCAUGCAAUUUGGGACUGGAGACUCUCUGGUAUUGCAUACCCCUGGUGGAGGAGGAUGGGGCAAGCCGGAGGUAGAAGAUCAAAUCGAAAAGGAGGAAGGGCAGAGGCUUCUUAACGAAGCAAGAGAGUGGGAACCAAGGGGAUCAUGGGCUGACAAGGCUCAGCCAGAUUUCUGA
Molecule: messenger RNA, 1767 nt
Organism: Kwoniella botswanensis
Lineage: Eukaryota; Fungi; Basidiomycota; Tremellomycetes; Tremellales; Cryptococcaceae
Exons: 11
Coding region: 1-1767 (588 amino acids)
Biological process (GO): glutathione metabolic process
Cellular component (GO): cytosol
Molecular function (GO): 5-oxoprolinase (ATP-hydrolyzing) activity
Source: RefSeq, a predicted model, not a curated record